ACAAAACAAGUGACAGUUGAUACAAAAACAAAUAGUUUUGGUGAUAAUAGUAAAGUUAAUAUUUAAAUGUUUUGGUUAACAUUUUUACUCAUUAAAUAAAUUAAUUAACCAGUAACAUAUAGCAGAAAAUAUGAAUGUAGUUAUAAGAAGGGUCUUGACGAGGCAAUCUUUUAGAUUAUGUGAAACAUUGGCAUGUAAAACUUUAUCUAAACACAUACCCAUAACCUCAACAUGUCCUGUUAUACAAUUACGGAAUUACUGCCAGGGCCAGGAACGUUUGGAAGCAGAAACUCGGAAAUUACCGCAGCUCAUGGAAUUCCCGCCAGUCGUGUGGCCUUCAUUCAUCAAGUUCAUAAAGAAUUGGAUGUUUGCAAACUUCAUUAUCAGACCCUAUUUUGACCAGGAAUUCAGCUUGCAUGAGUUCAUUGAAGGAUCAAAACAUGCUGUUCAGGUUGUUUCAGAAUGCCUACAAAAGAGUGAUUUCAAGUCAUUAGAUGGCCUGGUAGAUAAGGAUGCUAUCGCCGCACUAAAGUCUGCCAUUUCAAAGCUCUCAGUCUCACAGCGGCAGUUGUUGGCUAUUGAGAAGGAAGAUAUCUUUUAUGCUUUCCCUUAUCAGGUUGGUGUAAUGUUUGAUGAUGCAGACAAGCGCUGGGUUGAAAUAACAAUGUGCUACCAUGUAUUCAGAGGGCUCAGACAUUUGAAGGAUGCUGGCGAUUUACCACCUAUCACUAUUGGUGUGCAACCCGAAUACCAAGACAAGAUAUUUAUUCUAAACUACAGAUUUAUAAGAGAAUUCACUAAAGGAGUAGAAGACAGCUGGUGGAUAAACAUUGUGAAUCAUUUUCAGCCGCAGAAUCUAAUAAAGAAAUAAUUGUAACUGUCAAACCUUUGUUGCAACUGAAAUAAUUUUUGUCUCUUUGUCUCGAAAAACCGUUGUCUAUCACAUCUAGAUUUCGUAUAAUAAUAAAUAUAUGGUUCAUGCUUAAAGUCUUAACUAUAAAUAAAUAAUAAAUAUGUGGAAAUAAUUACAAAAUUAUAUGAAAUAUAGAUGGCAUAGACAAUUCCUUUAAGGAUUUUAUACAUCUAAUGUAUCUUUUCAGACAUUCGAAAAGCCCCAUAAAAGCCCUAAGGAUCAGAUUUAAAAACCUUUUUAUCAGCAGAUUAUACUAAUGGAGAUAGAAUUUUGAUUUAUAUUCUGUAAAAUAAAUGUGUAAAUAUUUAAUCUGCGUGAAUAGAUUAUUGAAACUAUGAAAUGUGGUUCUUUAUAAAACAAUUGUUUCAGUUGCAACAAAAAGCAAAGAUAAUUUUAUAGUCCUGUUUUUUUUUCUGAUGUUUGCUAAAUUAAAACACUACAAUGAGCUUCCGACGGUGUAAAAUAAAUGCAGUUGAAUUGUU
Molecule: messenger RNA, 1395 nt
Organism: Spodoptera frugiperda (fall armyworm)
Lineage: Eukaryota; Metazoa; Arthropoda; Insecta; Lepidoptera; Noctuidae
Product: m-AAA protease-interacting protein 1, mitochondrial
Exons: 4
Coding region: 131-871 (246 amino acids)
Biological process (GO): protein insertion into mitochondrial inner membrane from matrix; inner mitochondrial membrane organization
Cellular component (GO): mitochondrial inner membrane
Molecular function (GO): ribosome binding
Source: RefSeq, a predicted model, not a curated record